This is a messenger RNA of Teleopsis dalmanni, 1745 nucleotides long. RefSeq lists its product as uncharacterized. The transcript is spliced from 2 exons. NCBI's taxonomy places the organism in Eukaryota, Metazoa, Arthropoda, Insecta, Diptera, Diopsidae. The coding region runs from base 61 to 669 and encodes 202 amino acids. The record is from RefSeq and is a predicted model, not a curated record.
UACAAAAAUAACGUUAAUAUAUUUUUAUUUAAACAUUUAAGUUAAUAAAAGCUUAUAGAAAUGGCGGAAGGCACUUAUGAAUAUGAAUGCAUGAGAGCUGAAUUGCUAGGUAUUGAUAAACCAAAUCAAGAAGAAUUCGAAAAACAGCGUACUGAACGCCUCAAACAAGAACAAGAGGAACAGGAUGCUGCUGAGGCAGAACUUUUGACACAGCAAGAGGAAGGCUUGAAAAAUACAGGUGGUAAAUUAGAUGAACUCAAUAGUAUUCUAUCAUCCACACAGCAAAAAAUUAAUCGAUUUAAGCAAAGUGCUUGUGGCAGUUUGUCGAAUAUAUUCAGUAGAGGUGGCUCUGUGGACGUGGCAAGUGAUGCUACGCCAAGUACUUCGAAUACAGCCAGUCGACGCAAUACUACGGCAAGUGGUGAAGGUUUGAGGGAUUCCACUGAUAUUAAUACGGCCUUAAACAAUUUAGACGAAAUGGCACAGAAUAACAGUAAUGCUGAUAUACAGCCUGUAAUUCCAACUGAAAAGAUACGUAAUGCUAAAAUGGAUAUACAAAAGAAAAUGACAUCACAUUUAGAUAAGCUGGAUUCUUUGCUUAAUAAAGCUGAACAUGCUGAAAUCUCUAUGACGGAACAAACUAAAGAAAUGCGUAGAAUGGCAAAGUAAAAAGUGAAUGGAUCACAAUCAAAUAAGGAACAAUAUCAAUCAUUACACGUCUAGUGCUUUACUAAUAAGAAGAUACACGAAUUUUACUUAAAAGGAUCUAUAUACGUAUCAUAUCUUACAUUAUAAUGUGUACACGCUAACUAAAGUUACCUUUUUAACAUUUGUUGUUAUUGUAGCCCAAAGUAAAGAUACAUCUAUUUUUGCGUUAGAUGCCUCCUAUUUUUGUUGAUAAUCUGUUAGAGGAGCUAAAAUAGAUAUAUAAAGUCAUAAGUUAUUGAACAUUCCGAGACAUCACGUGAAACUAUUUUUAGAUUUUUAUAUUGAGUGUUACACGUUUAAGUUUCUCUUACAGAGAUAUUAAUUUUUUUCGUGAAAUUAACCAUGUAUUCAUUACCACCGCAACGUUAUAAUAUAACACCAACUUAUAUAUUUUUUGAAAUAUACAUUAUGGUUGAUGUGAUAGUACAUAUGUAGUUUGUCGAAAGUUAAAACAAUUCAAUAAUAUAUAACUCAAUUUUUUAUAUGUAUUAAAUUUGAUUCACUAUAUGAAUCCCAUCGUUAAAGUAAAAGUGUUCCAAUACGCAAUAUACCUGCAAAUCACUUGAAAUAAAAUAAAAUAUUAUAUAUACAUAUACCUAACAAUGCUCAUGUCGUGCCAAGAACAUGUAUUAUGAUUUUGUCGACAAAAUAAAUUACAAUAGUUCACAUAUUAGAUAACAUAAUCCACUCUAAUAUAUUUGAGACAAGUAUCUAAUAUUUUUCGCUUUUGUAGAAUGGAUAUUAAGAUGUUUGAAAACGUCCUCUAUUCCUAACAACAUAUGAAAUAAUACAAAAACGUUAAUAAAAAAAAUAAUAAUCAACUCCUCAUCCAAUAAUAAACAUUAUUAAUUAAAAAUAAUCUUUUUUUAAAUAUUUCACAACAAAUCAACAAAGUAAGCGGAUAAAAAUCUUGAAGUUGUUAAAAAUCGGAAUCUAAUUUUAAUUUCUGUCAAGAACAAAUUUGAUUUCCUGCAAAACUAAAAAAUAUAAUUUUUCAUUUACUUUAGAGCUAGUUCAGAAAUCUGCUAUCGUUAUGG